Messenger RNA from Helianthus annuus (common sunflower), 1637 nucleotides. RefSeq names its product cytochrome P450 Tp4149. Gene Ontology annotation, molecular function: heme binding; oxidoreductase activity, acting on paired donors, with incorporation or reduction of molecular oxygen; iron ion binding. The record is from RefSeq and is a predicted model, not a curated record. NCBI's taxonomy places the organism in Eukaryota, Viridiplantae, Streptophyta, Magnoliopsida, Asterales, Asteraceae. Bases 28 to 1518 code for a protein of 496 amino acids. The transcript is spliced from 2 exons.
GACUUAAUUAGCAAGAACAUCGAUAAAAUGUCUUUCAACCUACAAGUUUUUCUCUUUUAUUCUCUUCCUAUAAUUUUUGCCUUGCUUGUUUCGAAAUUAUAUUUUUCUUCCAGAAAAUCCCAUAAAAACCUACCUCCAUCUCCACCAAGGUUACCAUUAAUAGGAAACCUUCACCAAUUAGGCUCAAGUACACACCGUGUCCUCCAAUCCAUGGCUCAGACGUAUGGUCCCCUCAUGUUGCUUCACUUUGGUACCGUACCAGUAAUUGUAGCCUCUUCUGCUGAUGCGGCUAGAGAGAUUACCAAAACCCAUGAUGUAAUAUUUUCAAAUAGACCAUUUAUAAACAUCGCUCAUAGACUUUUUUAUAACUCAAAAGAUAUAGGUUUUGCUCAAUAUGGAGAGUAUUGGAGGCAGGUGAAAAGCAUUGCCGUCCUCCAUCUUUUAAGCAACAAAAGGGUUCAGUCAUUUCAACAAGUGAGAGAGGACGAGGUGGCCCACUUAAUCAAGAAGAUUCAAGAAUCCAAUGAAUCCGUUAUUGAUUUGUGUGAAUUGCUUAUUUCACUUACAAAUAACGUAAUUAGUAGGGUGGCUCUAGGAAGGACAUAUGAAGGGAUGGGGGUUAAUUACAAAAACAUCCCAGUCCGGAUUGGGGCGAUGUUAGGACGCUUUUCUGUUGGUAGUUAUAUUCCAUGGCUAGCGUGGGUAGAUAGACUCACUGGGUUACAUCGAGAAGCUGAUCAACUUGCUAAGGAAAUUGAUGAGUUUUAUGAGGGUGUCAUUGAGGAGCAUGUGAACAAGAAAGUGACUGAUGUGGAAGGCCAAGAUCUUGUUGAUAUCUUAUUAGACCUUCAAAGAGAUAACUCGACAGGUUUUGUUAUUGAAAGAUACACAAUCAAGGGUAUCAUCAUGGACUUAUUUGGUGCUGGCACUGAAACCACAUUCACCAACCUAGAGUGGGCAAUUAGUGAGCUCCUAAAAAACCCCCAUGCAAUGAAAGAACUGCAACAAGAGGCACGCAAAAUAGGCAAAGGAAGAUUAAUGAUCCCAGAAGACGACAUAGACAAAAUGCCAUACCUAAAAGCUGUCAUCAAAGAAACUCUACGACUACAUGUUCCGGUUCCACUGCUCAUUCCCCAUGAAUCAACAAAAGACGUCAACCUACUCGGCUACGACAUCCCAUCAGGUACACAAGUAAUGAUUAACGCAUGGGCGAUAGCAAGAGAUCCGUCAAUAUGGGAACAACCUGAUGAGUUUAGACCAGAGAGGUUCUUGAACACCCCUACAGAUUAUAAAGGUUUUCAUUUCGAGUUCAUACCAUUUGGUGCUGGAAGACGCAAAUGUCCUGGUAUGGGUUUUGCAAUAGCUAUUAACGAGCUUGCUUUGGCAAAUUUAGUCUACAAGUUUGAAUUUGCAUUGGGUGAAGAGGGUUUGGACAUGACCGAGAGUGACGGUGUGACCGCUCAUAGGAAGUAUCCUAUACUUGUAACUGCAACCCCUUUUCUCGGUGACUCCAUGUGAGUAACGAGGAUACGCUAUCCGAGCGUUGUGGCGGAGUUGAAUAAAAUGUUUAAAUAACAAACGUUAGAUUCGUUUGUAUAAGCAAAACAACGAUUGUUGUCUUAAGUUAUUUGUCCAAA